AUGGAUGAAGAUAGAAUAGGGCUAGUGUUGGCAAGAACCUCAGAGUUGAGGUCCAAGAUCAUCAAUUGCAUUCACAAAGCUUCUGCUAAUGUGGAAAAAGGAGUGAAAGAAAAUGAUAACCCGGAUGCAGAAAAUCAAGAAAACGAGGAUGAAGAAACAGAGAAUCUUCUCGAUAUUCGAGAUGCCCUUGAAUCCCUCGAAGCUCAACUAUCUUCUUUGCAGGCACUUCAGCAGCAGCAAUGGUAUGAGAAAGAAGCAGCCUUAGCCGAGAUCGAGUACAGCCAGAAAAAGUUACUCAAAGAGCUAAAGGAAUAUAAAGGCACGGACUUGGACGUUAUACAUGAGGCUAUUUCAUUUGCUAGUGAAACAGAGGACAGCAACGAUCUCCUCCUUCCGCCAUAUCCAAGCCGGCCUUCUCAUUCCCUAGUUUCAGACAAUGGCUAUCUCUCAUCCUUCCUCUCCACUCACAAGUUUUCUCAAAACGAGUCAAUAAGGGGUGGGCCAAAAGAUUUCUACAAAUCAGAUAGAACCCAGACGCAUAAUGAGUCAAGGAGUCCAUUUAAAGGGGCAAGAGUAUUAGUUGGUACAGCAGCCAAAGCAGCACUUACUAUCAUCGGAGUGAUCUCUAUCUUGCGUCUGGCUGGUUUUGAGCCAAGUGUAAGAAAAAGGGGUAAUCAUUUUAAGAUUUUGGACUUAUUUCAACUUCAUCGGAACAAUGAUAAGGAUACAGCCUUAGAAUGUCCACCUGGGAAGGUCCCAGUGUUGGAAAAUGGUGAAAUGAGGUGUGUUGUUAAAGAGAGGGUCGAAAUUCCAUUCGAGGCCAGUGUCUCAACACCCGAUGUGAAUUAUGGUUGUGGAUGA
Fraxinus pennsylvanica is the source of this 861-nucleotide messenger RNA. NCBI's taxonomy places the organism in Eukaryota, Viridiplantae, Streptophyta, Magnoliopsida, Lamiales, Oleaceae. The record is from the annotation of a GenBank genome assembly.